GCAGAAACAAACGUAGGUUGUCUUGCUAUUGGUUUUAUAUAAACAUUCAUAUUUUACACAUGCCAUUGAAACUUAGCAUCAUUUGACAACAAUUAUCGAGCUAGCAUUGAAACAAUUCUAUUAAAGUAAAAGGCUUAUAUUAGACAUUAGUUUCCGAUUCAUUUGUUUCAUGAUAAAUUCUUUUUGUCAGAAGAUCUAUGUCGUGAAUUUAACUAGAAUAGAAUACAGAACAGAACAGAUACGAAUAGAAUAAUAAAAUAAUUCAACUGGAUUACUUCGUCGGAUCGCGUGCUUACUUUAAACAGGGAGAUCACAAAAUGGAUGUGGACUCAACGGAAAACACAUCUGAUGUUAUCUACAUUUCCAAAGGAUUACACAAUGUCUCAGAAUGGCCAGGUGUGUUUAAUGAAAGUAACUCACUUAAUUCUACCGACUCCAUUCAGCCAGUCAAGUACUACACGGUUUUGUACAGGACCGUGGGGAUAACAUUAGCGACGAUUGUGCUCGUCGCAGGAAUUGUUGGAAAUAGUAUGGUUGCCAUUGUCGUAGCCCGAACUAAAACAAUGCGCACACCUACCAAUUGUUACAUUGUUAGCCUUGCCAUAUCGGACAUUUUGGUGCUAGUGGCGUGUGCUUUACCCGUUAUGAUGGAACUUAACCUCAAGGUGGGGCAGUGGAUUCUGGGAAAAACAGGGUGCAAUUUAGUGAUCUAUUUGCAAUAUUUAGGAGUCAAUGCCUCGGCAAUGUCGAUAACGGCCUUUACAAUUGAAAGGUAUUUCGGCAUCUGCCACCCGAUGCGCGCACACGCUAUUUGUACCGUAAAACGCGCUGUUAAAAUUAUUGUUUUCAUAUGGAUCUUCAACGUAUUGUAUAACAGUACUUGGAUAUUUCUGACAAACGUCACGAUAAGACGCCAGAGCGAUAACACUACAAUCGAGUCAUGCGAGUACACUGGCAAAAGAAGUGACUAUGUCUACAUUUACAUGGUCGAUUUAUGUCUUUUCUACAUCAUUCCUUUGUGCCUCACCUGCGUUCUUUACGGAUUCAUUGCUUACAUACUGUGUAGUGGGUCGAUCGCCUCAUCUACGGCUGAAAGACUGGGACAUAACGGUACUAACUCACAGCAACAUCAAUCAUCCCCGUCCACAUUAAGAAAAAAUUCAACUUCUAACUCAAGGACUCAGGUUGUGAAGAUGUUGGUUAUAGUUGUGGGACUCUUCGCUAUUCUUUGGCUCCCAUACCGCGUUCUUGUCGUCUACAAUUCGUUUGCUAAAGAAACCUAUAUGGAUCCAUGGUUCCUCAUGUUCUGUAGAACAAUGGUCUACAUCAACAGUGCUAUCAACCCCAUACUGUACAACGCCAUGUCGGGGAAAUUCAGACGAGCUUUCAAAAAUCUCUUCGUCUGCGGAAGAAAGGCAGGCCAAGGCAGUUUUACAGAAAUACCAAUGAACGCUAGGACUCCUCCAUCAUCGCCCGACAAUCGAGGAAAAUAUCGAUAUACUGGUAAUCAAACCUCGAAGAAAACUGACGAAGAGGAAAUUGCUCUAAAACUGUCCAGUGGUAGAAAGACCAACCACAUAGAUUUUGUGUAAAUAGCCAAAGGACUGACCGCAUUCACAGGGUGAUUACAUUAGGUAAAAAUGUAAAAUACUCUGGUAUUUAGCUCAUUAAUCAAAUCUAAAAGAAAACCUUUCCAUGUCAUGCCAUUUGAUUGUUUGGAAUAACAAUUGCCAUAGAGACGUCAAAGUGUCUCACUCGACCUUAUAUACAUUAAAAUAAUUGUUUCAAUUUAUUUAGGGUACAAAAGGGACUUACUCGGCCUUGCGUCAUUUAUCGCACCCCCGCCCCCACAACCAAUAAGAAUAUAGAAGAAG
Messenger RNA from Owenia fusiformis, 1874 nucleotides. NCBI's taxonomy places the organism in Eukaryota, Metazoa, Annelida, Polychaeta, Sabellida, Oweniidae. The record is from the annotation of a GenBank genome assembly.